CCGGAAAUCAUCAUAACUGUUCACCUUAAAAAAGGAGUCCAAUGUAGCAGCAACUGGCGCUGAGGACAAAGAUAAAAGCUAAAAUCUGUUAUUUUGAUUUAUUCUGAAUUAUAUAACAUCAGCCGACUGAAUUUGGAUUUUACUUUGCGGAUUUGAAGCGAACAAACCUUCAAAAGUCUCACAGGAAUGCUAGCUGUCCUGUGGCUAGCCUCUGUUAGCAUAGAUAGUAGCUAACGCUACUUUCAUGAAUUCACUUUAAAUACAGCAGGUUGUUUUUAAUUUCUGAUUAACUUCCGCCUUAAAUGGAUGAACACAAAGAGAAUAUUCAUGCCAAGGACGUGAAUGUGAAGAUGUCAGCUACAAAAGAAGAGGAAAAGACAAAGUCCUGCAGCAGGAUAUGCCCUGCCGAAGAACCUGCUCCUCUGGUGUCCCCGUCUCAGUCCGACGGUGACUUCAGUCAUCCGGUUUACAAAGAGAUCGCUUUGGCCAACGGACACAUCAACCGCAUGACCAAGGAAGAGCUCAGAAUCAAGUUGGCAGAGCUGAAGCUCGACACGAGAGGAGUGAAGGAUGUGAUGAAGAAGAGGUUGAAGAGCCACUAUAAGAAGCAGAAGCUGAUGCAGUCUGCAGCUGAGGGAGGACCCACUGACACCUACUAUGACUACAUCUGUGUGGUGGACUUUGAAGCCACUUGUGAAGAGGAUAAUCCAUCAGACUUCCUCCAUGAAAUCAUAGAGUUCCCUAUGGUUCUCAUCAACACACACACUUUAGAAAUUGUGGACACCUUUCAGGAAUACGUAAAACCUGAGUUGAACCCACAGCUUUCAGACUUCUGUGUAAAGUUAACAGGAAUCACACAGAAAAUGGUUGACGAAGCAGACUCGUUCCCAGAGGUCCUUCAGCGAGUCGUCGAUUGGCUUCAGGAGAGAGAGCUCGGAACGAAAUACAAAUAUGCCAUCCUGACUGAUGGGGCCUGGGAUAUGAGCAAGUUCCUCAACAUCCAGUGUCGUAUCAGCCGCAUCAGAUAUCCUCAGUUUGCAAAGAAGUGGAUAAACAUAAGGAAGUCAUAUGGAAACUUCUACAAGGUGCCCCGCACGCAGACGAAGCUGAGCACCAUGCUGCAGAAGCUGGGUCUGAAGUACGAAGGUCGCCCUCACUCCGGGCUGGACGACUCGCGCAACAUCGCCAGGAUAGCUCUCCGCAUGCUGCAGGACGGGUGCCAGCUGCGCGUCAACGAGCGCAUGCACGCCGGCCAGCUGCUCUCGGUUCCCAGCUCGGCUCCCGUGGAAGGAGCCCCGCCGCCACACGGCCCCCGAAAGCAGAGAGUAGAGCCAGACACUGAGGCCUGUUGUGACUCGUUACCCCUCCCAUGAGUUAAAGAGAAAAAAAAAUUCCAAAGCACUUUACAGUCUUUGUGUAAAGUUGUACAUUUUUAUUUUAGUGAAGGUUUUGAAUAAAAGGAGAUAAUAUUUUGAUUUCAUAUGUGAGGGUUUCUCUCUGACCACAUCUCCAUAUAUUUUUACACUGGACGUCUGAAAGCAAAGACCAUUCCAGCUUCAGCCAAAUCCAGCUGCUAAAAAUCAUAGAACAAUUUGAUGAAAAUGUCUCCCAUGACUGUGUGGAUGCAGUUUAUUUCAGCGUUUCCUCUCAACAAUACAACUCUGAAGAAAACACUGAAUAACUGCUGUUUCUGAGGCACUAAAAUGAGAAAAAAUCUUGAUCAUCUGCAGCUUUUAAACCCCACAUCUGUCUGAAGAUUGUGCUACUGUUAUAACCACAUGACAUCUUCACGAAUGCUGCUACACCUGUGCUGUUACCUAAUAACAGAGCCAUAACAUCACACUGCCACUUUUCCAGAGCGAGUUAUAGGUUUGAAAACAGUCCUGUGGACUUUCAUUGUUUGUAUUGUCUCAGAUUGUGAGACACAGCUGAAGACAUUUAUCUGUUAGUUCUGUGAGUUAAACCUGUGUUGUAGGACUGUGUCGGCCCCUUUUUGUGUGGGGUUCAUCUUUAUUUCUCGGAGCUUGAUCUAUUUUAACAGGGAUAAAUAUUCUUCUGAAUGCUGAGUAAUACAAAUAAAAUGUUUCCUCUUGUA
Molecule: messenger RNA, 2095 nt
Organism: Lates calcarifer (barramundi perch)
Lineage: Eukaryota; Metazoa; Chordata; Actinopteri; Centropomidae
Gene: eri1
Product: exoribonuclease 1
Exons: 7
Coding region: 303-1373 (356 amino acids)
Biological process (GO): exonucleolytic trimming to generate mature 3'-end of 5.8S rRNA from tricistronic rRNA transcript (SSU-rRNA, 5.8S rRNA, LSU-rRNA)
Cellular component (GO): nucleolus; cytoplasm
Molecular function (GO): nucleic acid binding; 3'-5'-RNA exonuclease activity
Source: RefSeq, a predicted model, not a curated record